AUGUCCAAGAGAUUAGGCGAACUUGUAGUUAUAGCCAUCAAGGCACGCAACUUAAGCACUCGUGAAAUGAUUGGUAAAGCCGAUCCCUUUGUUACUUUUCGCAUAGGAGAUAUAUCUAGAAGAAUUAAAGCAGAUAAACGGGGUGGGCAACAUCCGAAUUGGGAUGAAGAAGUGCGUUUCCAAAUUACGGACGAAUUAAGCAAUAAGAAAAUGAAGGUUCAAGUAUACAAUGAGGAUGCACGAGAGCAUGAGCUUGUUGGUGAAACAACAAUUGAAUUGAAGGAGGUAUUGGAGAAAGGAGAAAUGGAUGACUGGUUCGAAAUUAAAUUUCGUAACAAGCCCGCCGGUGAAGUUUACCUUGAGAUGACAUUUUAUAACACAGCCGAACCGCCUCCAGCACCUAUUCGUCAACAAGUUCCUCCUAUGAAUCAGACGGUUGCUCCGCCUCGAACCCAAACUCCACCGUACAGUUAUCCUCCCACAAACAAUCAAUAUAUACCUUCUGUACCAAACAACGCACCAACAUCUUCACCAGCAUCUUAUCCUUCAAAUGCCUACCCUCCCAAUGACAAUAUCCCAGGACGAGUUUUAUCUCCUCCUCUACAUAACUCACCACUUCCACAUUAUGCAGCACCCCAAUCGCAAACGACGGCACCUUAUCCGCAAAAUAAUUCAACACCAUAUCCACCGGUUUCGCAAGUUAAUCCUUUGUCCACAUCUUCCCAAGGAACAGUGUCAUUUCCGGUACCAGUUCCUACACCGAAUCAUGUUCCUUCGGUAGGAGGGUAUCCACCAUUUAACGGAUAUCCACCAGUUCCGGAUUAUAAUUCUACUUCGUCACCCCCUUCAAUAGGUGAUUGCGGCGUGUACAAACAAUUGCCUUAUCCACCUAAUAACAACAAUGUUUAUCCACCGACUAGCAAUCCUAAUUUUUAUCCACCGACUAGCAAUCCUAAUUUUUAUCCACCCACGAGUAAUCCCAAUUUUUAUCCACCCGCCAACAAUGCUAAUUUUUAUCCACCCAAUAUUUACCCACCCCCCAAUGAUCCUAACAUUUAUUCUCCCCCUAACACCUAUCCACCUCCUAACAACAAUAAUAACUACCCGCCCACUAGCGGACAGGGAUAUCAUCCUUAUUAA
Molecule: messenger RNA, 1140 nt
Organism: Acaulospora colombiana
Lineage: Eukaryota; Fungi; Glomeromycota; Glomeromycetes; Diversisporales; Acaulosporaceae
Source: the annotation of a GenBank genome assembly